Nanorana parkeri is the source of this 1082-nucleotide messenger RNA. RefSeq names its product progestin and adipoQ receptor family member 3 (gene PAQR3). Bases 77 to 1012 code for a protein of 311 amino acids. NCBI's taxonomy places the organism in Eukaryota, Metazoa, Chordata, Amphibia, Anura, Dicroglossidae. Gene Ontology annotation, cellular component: membrane. Gene Ontology annotation, molecular function: signaling receptor activity. The record is from RefSeq and is a predicted model, not a curated record. The transcript has 8 exons.
GUCUGCCAAGCUAGCCGGGCUCGGAUGGGUCAGCGUUGCAUAUAGAGAUAUAGGUCUCAGAGAAAUACCUGCCACCAUGCACCAGAAGCUGCUAAAGAGUUCCCACUACAUUGAGCUGGGUAGUUACCAGUACUGGCCAGUUCUUGUUCCCAGGGGAAUUAGACUGUAUACCUAUGAGCAGAUUCCUGUUUUCCUUAAAGAUAAUCCAUACAUUACUGAUGGAUAUAGAGCGUAUCUGCCGUCCCGCUUAUGCCUGAAAAGCCUUUUCAUCUUGUCCAAUGAAACUGUGAACAUCUGGAGUCACCUGCUAGGCUUCCUACUAUUUUUUAGUUUAGGUAUUUAUGACAUGAUGUCUGUUUUGCCGUCUGUGAAUGCUUCCAGGGAAGACUUUGUGAUCUGCUCUGUCUGCUUAUUCUGCUUUCAGGUCUGCAUGCUAUGUUCAGUGGGAUACCACCUCUUUUCUUGUCACCGCUCAGAGAAAACCAGCCGCCGAUGGAUGGCAUUGGAUUACGCAGGCAUUUCAAUCGGCAUUUUGGGUUGCUAUGUCUCCGGGGUGUUUUAUGCUUUCUACUGUAACAAUUACUGGCGUCAAGUGUACCUUAUCACUGUGCUUGCCAUGAUCCUGGCAGUGUUUUUUGCUCAAAUUCAUCCCAGUUACCUUACCCAGCAGUGGCAUAGACUACGCUCAGUUAUAUUUUGUUCCGUGUCUGGGUAUGGAAUCAUUCCUACUAUUCAUUGGAUUUUGCUUAAUGGAGGCAUGGGCUCUUCCAUCGUGCAGGAAUUUGCUCCCCGUGUCAUUGUGAUGUAUAUUAUUGCUGCAGCUGCAUUUUUGUUUUAUAUUUCAAAAGUUCCAGAGAGGUAUUUUCCAGGUCAGUUAAACUACAUCGGCUCAAGCCAUCAGCUCUGGCACAUACUAGCAGUGGUAAUGCUGUACUGGUGGCACCAAUCUACAGUGUACAUCAUGCAGUACAGGCAUAGUCAGCCAUGCCCUGCACAUGUGGAAAAUCUGUAAGCACCUUUGUCUGUUCAUGAAGAUCUUUAAGCACGGAUGACGGUGUGAUAUUUGCUUGGGUGAUGGACAC